Messenger RNA from Pygocentrus nattereri (red-bellied piranha), 401 nucleotides. RefSeq names its product gonadotropin-releasing hormone 3 (gene gnrh3). The coding region runs from base 46 to 345 and encodes 99 amino acids. Gene Ontology annotation, cellular component: extracellular region. The transcript is spliced from 4 exons. The record is from RefSeq and is a predicted model, not a curated record. Gene Ontology annotation, biological process: multicellular organism development. Lineage: Eukaryota; Metazoa; Chordata; Actinopteri; Characiformes; Serrasalmidae. Gene Ontology annotation, molecular function: hormone activity.
AGACGGUAUAAAAGCGAAUAAAAUUAGUUCUUGCUGUUCGGCAACAUGACUAAAAGCGGAGCUGAGUGGAGCUGGCGGUCAGCGCUCGGGUUGUUGGUGUUGGUUUGUGUGCUGGAGGUCAGUGUGUGUCAGCACUGGUCAUACGGUUGGCUGCCUGGAGGAAAAAGGAGUGUUGGAGAACUGGAGGCAACUUUCCGAAUGAUGGACGCUGGUGAUGCUGUUGUGGCUUUGCCCCUGGAGUCUCCACUGCAGCAGAUAACUCCGCUGCAAACUAUGAAUGAGGAAGACUCUGAAGCUCUUAAGAGGAAAAUAAUUUCCUUCAGAAGACGAGGAAGAGCAGAAUAACCUCACACUCACUCUCUCUCAGUGCUGAAUCUGAAUUAAACUCUUUUAUUCCUCCA